Quercus robur (English oak) is the source of this 1328-nucleotide messenger RNA. Its product is annotated as pyruvate kinase, cytosolic isozyme-like. Gene Ontology annotation, biological process: glycolytic process. The transcript has 4 exons. The record is from RefSeq and is a predicted model, not a curated record. The coding region runs from base 334 to 1200 and encodes 288 amino acids. Gene Ontology annotation, cellular component: cytoplasm. Lineage: Eukaryota; Viridiplantae; Streptophyta; Magnoliopsida; Fagales; Fagaceae. Gene Ontology annotation, molecular function: magnesium ion binding; potassium ion binding; pyruvate kinase activity.
AAUAAUAAUAAUAUUGACCAAGGACAACUAGAACUGAUCACGCGACUCCUUUAUCAAUAGGUCACCAAAAUCAAUGGUGGAGCCAAAUUUUCUGCAUGAUACUCCGAAUAGUUUGUUUGGGUGUCAUGAAAAGUAGAAAACCACCAAACUUUUGGUUCUAACUAUUCCUAGUACUAGUAGAAAAGGGAUUAGUUUUCAAGCGUCAAAACCCUAUAAAAACCCAACAAGUCAAGCGGCUUCAUUGUCUGUUUGUCUCAACCAGUCUCUUGGGUGCCUCUGUGUGUGUGUUUUUUUGCUGUUUCUGUUACGUGAAAACAGUAGUGUUAUAGUGCAAUGGAGAAGUUACUUGGUGUUGCAGCCCAGGGCAGGCCAAAGACAAAGAUUGUGUGCACUUUGGGACCAUCAUCGCGGUCAGUGGACAUGUUAGAGAGGCUUCUUAGGGCAGGGAUGAAUGUUGCUCGCUUCAACUUCUCUCAAGGCACCCAUGCUUACCAUCAACACACCCUUGAUAAUCUCAGGACUGCCAUGCGCAACACUGGCACUCACUGUGCUGUCAUGUUGGACACUAAGGGUCCAGAGAUUCGAACUGGGUUUCUAAAAGAUUCAAAGCCCGUUGAACUCCAGCAAGGUCAGGAAAUUCUCAUCACAACAGACUACAACACAAAGUGUGAUGAAACUAUGAUCUCUAUGAGCUAUGAGAAGCUAGCUAAAGAUUUGAAGCCACAAAGCGUUAUUCUAUGCGCUGACGGGUCAAUUAGUCUCACAGUUCUUGACUGUGACAAGGAAUUGGGUUUGGUUAGGUGUCGUUGUGAAAACUAUGCAGUACUUGGUGAAAAGAAGAAUGUCAAUCUCCCUGGGGUUGUUGUUGAUCUCCCAACCUUAACAGACAAGGACGUAGAUGAUAUACUGAACUGGGGAAUUCCAAAUGAGAUUGACAUGAUUGCUUUGUCUCUCGUUCGAAAAGGUUCAGACCUUGUUGAGGUCCGGAAACUACUGGGAAAGCAUGCAAACAUUAUCCUUCUUAUUUCAAAGGUUGAAAAUCAAGAAGGGAUUGAUAAUUUUGAUGAAAUUCUUGCAAACUCGAAUGGAUUCAUGGUGGAAAGGGGUGACCUAGGAAUGGAAAUUCCAAUUGAAAAGAUAUUCUGGGAUCAGAAAAUGAUGAUCAAAAGUGCCAACAUACAAGGAAAACAAAGUCUAUGACAAAAUCUCCCAGACCUACGCAUGCUGAAGCCACUGAUGUUGCCAACGCUGUUCUUGGUGGAACUAACUGUGUGAUGCUCAGUGGAGAAACUGCCGCUGGCGCCUAUCCUGAAAUUGUUGUUCAAACU